AUGGAAAUAGAUAGUAUCUCGGAUGUUCCAUCCAACACACACACAUACAGUCAUUCACACACACAUGAGCAUGAAGUCCAGCCGGCGCUGUCCACAGCCAAGCAAAGGUUUGAGGUGAAAAAGUGGACUGCCGUAGCGUUCUGGUCGUGGGACAUAGUCGUGGAAACUUGCGCCAUUUGCAGGAACCAUCUAAUGGAACCUUGUAUUGAGUGCCAGCCCAACACAUUAAACAAAUCUAACGAGGAAUGCAUCGCCGCAUGGGGUGUGUGUAACCAUGCGUUCCAUUAUCAUUGCAUUGAUAGAUGGCUCAAGUCGAGAAACGUCUGUCCGUUAGAUAACAGAGAGUGGACGUAUCAGAAAUUUGGAAACUAG
Dujonia railenensis is the source of this 372-nucleotide messenger RNA. The record is from the annotation of a GenBank genome assembly. NCBI's taxonomy places the organism in Eukaryota, Fungi, Ascomycota, Pichiomycetes, Serinales, Debaryomycetaceae.